Messenger RNA from Chilo suppressalis (striped riceborer), 9447 nucleotides. The record is from the annotation of a GenBank genome assembly. NCBI's taxonomy places the organism in Eukaryota, Metazoa, Arthropoda, Insecta, Lepidoptera, Crambidae.
CUUCACUGUGUUUAUAUAAAGUCUAUUUUCCAAUGUCGUUGUUCUCCACGUGGGCUGUCCAACUGUGUGCGCAAAUGUCGGAGUCAUGCCGCACUCGCUCCAGAAAACUAAGACUACUGUACGGUAUUUUGUUGAAGGUCGUUUUCAAGUCGUUUAUUGUCUGUUCGGGGAGCGUCUGAUUUCUAGAUAGAAUCCAAGCCAAGGCUCCAUACAAGAGUGCGUGUUCUGAAUAAUCUGUUGCUACGACUUCGAUGGGUAUUCCAAUUCUCUCUGGAAAUAUAAGAAUUGAUAAAGUAUAACUAGGGCACUAAUCAGAAUAAUUUAUCUAAAUAUUUAUGAAAGGUGGUGUCCCGUCUGCUGCCUGGUCCACGUGGAUUUUUUUCUAGUAAACUUUUAUUUAGAUUUAAACAUCUAGUAGUUACAUGUUAUAAUGUUCUUAUUUUAUUUUGAAAACGCGUUUCUGUGGUGUCUUUGCUUCGUAUGCAUGAUGCUCAUAAUGUGACGUGAGUGUCUAAUAAAGCAUUAUAUUCGAAGAAAAGGCAUUAUCUUAUUACAUGCAAACCUACCUCAGGCUAUCUUUAUUAUUCGAAAAGCAUAUUUUCAGUUUAAUCUCAAAAUCUGUCCUUGUUAUUGCUUCAGAGGUUUGAAUAUGGUCCAAUAAGCUCAAUUCAAUUAAAUACUCGAUUAUAUGUAUAGUUCUUUAUUCUAAAAGUUGCUUAACAACGUGGAAUUACUAUUAGUAAUAACACGCACCGACAACAAUAUUUCUACAGCGUUAGUAAAAUCUUUAGAUUACAAAUAGCGACCUUCUUCGGUUUGCUUCCUUGGCGCAAUAGCUGAUUUUGAAUUGUCCUAUUAUUUUUAUUUAAUAAAAAUUAUAAAUCUUAGUAAUUGUUAUUAAACACUAAGUGUAAAUACUCGUAUAUAAAAACGAUUGUAAAAUGAGUGAAAUUACUUAAAAACAACCAGUGAUCGUUACUGACUUUGUUGUGAGCCAUUGUCAUCAGUUUCCAAGAUAUUUUCAUGAUUUCAGUAAGUUAUUUUUACAAGUUAGAUUCUUAUAUGCCUUGGCUAUUACUUUUUCUAUAUCAGUAAAGUGUGUAAAGCAUGAAAUAGUUAAAAACUUUUGCAAUACUUUUUUUGAUCAUAUUCUUGAAUUUGAAAUUUGAAUUAUAUUGAAACUCCACCACUAUGAAUUUAGAGAUGCCGAUCUGGAUCUUAUUGCAUCAUAACUGAGGCAUAUGAUUCAGAGGGUUGACAUUAAUAGAAAUAAGCCUCCGGGUUCACCGGUUAAGAUGGGUGUUCCGCAGGGCUCAAUCCUUGGUUCUUUCUUAUUUUUAAUUUAUAUUAAUGACUUACCUUAUUAUAUAAGAGAUAACCAUGAGAUAGAAUUUUUCGCGGAUUGACGAAAACAGACAUUGACGACGUGAACAGUUGUAUCUCUAAAGGUAGUCCACUGGUUCAAUGUUAAUAAUGUAUUACUUAAUGAAGGAAAAACGAAAUCUAUGAAAUUUGUAUUACCUAUAGAGUUAUAGAACGAAGAACAAACCAUACCAAUAAUAUUGUCUUGCAUCUGGAACACAGCUUCGUCACCGGGAUUGUAACUGCUAUUCACUUGCAAUACGAACUGUACUCCUUCCCUAAUGAAUACAUGUUCGAUCUCGAUUCUUCUGCCGCAAGCCUCGAACCGCUUGUGGGAACACUGGCCGUCUUCAUACCAUGUGGGAUACCGUUCUAUGACGUACCAGCUACCAAGAAACUGAAAGAGGGUUUUGUAAUAUUGUAAUCAUUAUCACAACCUAUUAAUGCCCCCACUGCUGGGAUACCUGCUUUCCCUUUGGAUAGAAUAGGGGAUUGUGCCGUGACGUGAUGUGGGCCCAGUGCUAGCAAGAUCUAGCAAUAAAGUCGGAUAGUGUAACUUUUGCGUAAAUGAAAAUAUUAGGCUGGAUUUGCUCUUUAAGUAUGGUUGAAGAAACAAGCAAAAUUCUUUUGCCAGUUUCUGAUAAAGUUACAGAUAGUAAUCUUAUUUCUGCACCGUAAGAUGGUGAUCUAACUACGAUAAUCGUCGCUUAUAAUAUGCUGCUUAAACUGCAACAUAUUACUUGCUUGAAUUUUAUCUUCCAUACUAUUAUAGAAUAAAUUUUAGUUCAAAUACUCACUCUUUCUAUGUCGAAAAAGUUCACUGUCUCCACUAUCGGACACGGUCCAAAAUUAAGCAUUUGACAAUUGACAUGAUUUAUUAUUGCUAUUAUUGUUACAUAGAAAACUAUUAAAGUUAGUCCCAUUGUCACAGCUUCACCAGAUGUUAUCUUUGCACAAACUAAGCUAUCGAGAUAUUCUUUAUCCGCUUCUAAAAUGAGAUAACUGGAUAACAUUGAACUAUGUAGUAUGAUGGCUUCAUUUAUUUAUAUCUUUCAAAAUAUAUUUUGUUCGUGCGUACGAUAAGUAUGUCUCGUCUGUCUUUAUUUCGAAGUCAUCAUUUUGUCUUACUUCGCUUUUGCCUGCGUAAUGUAGAUACCUAGAUAUUACAAAACUUUGUGUCAAAGUUUGUAUGGGACAUCAUCCGAAAGUGCAUAGGAUUGAUUAAAAUUUUGCACACCUACUCUGUAUAAAAUAAAAAUGGUAUGUGUGUUUUCAUUUUCUAAAGCAACCCUCAUAAAAAAGAUAGUGUGUUGAAGUGUUAAAUAAUGCGUUAACGCACGCCUACACUUUUGGUCGUAGAGACAUGAUAUUUAGUAAAUAGGUUGUUUAAAUGACGUAGGCAUCAAGCGAGAAAGGACGCGCGGAUCCACGACACGGAUUGCAUUGAGCCCGUGUGGUGGGUGAUGACUCAUUCUCUGAAAGUGAAAAGUUAAGGUAUCCAGCGGGACUGCUGAUGAUGACUUAUAUUAUAGAAUUUAAACUAUAAGAAGUUGAACCUUUGAUCAUCCAUCUGGACGGCAAAUGGUACAUCGCGGCGGUGGCCUCAGACCUCCACGUGCAGGCGGACUGCGCCAUGCUCAUGUUUAACCACAUGAACUCGACAGACGUAUCCAUCAGCUGGGUCUCGAACAACUCUAUAUCAUACUAUAACGGAUCCGUGUCCAUCAUUGUGGAUCCGAACAGUAACAGCACGACAGUGGGAGACUUGCUCCAAGUCACUUAUACGGAUCAGAAAUCAGAAAGUUAUUCGUUUCUAGAUGUGGAUUACGAGCAUUAUGCCGCGCUGUUUUCCUGUUACGAUAGUGAAGACGGAAACAGUAGUAACUAUGAAAUAUGGAAGUUGACUCGGACACCACAUUUAAAGGAGAGCGACGCUGCGAAGCUAGACCAAGCUAUAGCCAACUACAGCUUACAAACCACUAGGUUCAAGACCUUCAACAACACUGAAGAUACCUGCAGCAUCAACAGAGGCUUCCAUGUGGACCCGUCGAUGAUGCUGACUUCAGCUGCUGCCUUGACCAUGUUUAGGUUAUUCUACUGAUAAGAUAAAAGCGGUAGCACGUACUUUCCGAUGGAAUGAGGGCUAUCGCGUAUGAAUCCGUCGCUAGAGGCGCUUGUUUAGCGUGAGAUCUCCGAAAUGUCAAAUGUUAUUGCUUGUGGGUUGACUAGGCGGGUUUAUUUCUAAUUAAAAUAAUGUUGUAAAUAUUUGGUAAUAACUCAGAUUAAUUAUGGCAACUUCGCGAUAUCUUCUUGUAAGAAAUACUUCAAUGCCUGAAGACCAAGGUCUACGAACAGUGCGUGUUACUAGUGAUGAUAUACGGAACUGAGACAUGGCCGUUGGCAAUGGGCAUCAUAAGAAGGUUUGGAGUCAAACAGCGAGCGAUGGAGAGAGCUAUGCUCGGUGUUUCUCUACGUGAUCGAAUCAGAAAUGAGGAAAUCCGUAGAAGAACUCGAGUAACCGACAUAGCUAAACGGAUCGCCAUACUGAAGUGGCAAUGGGCGGGGCACAUUUUUUGGCGAACCGAUGAACGUUGGGGUCUUAAGGUGCUCAAUGGUGACCUCGCACCGGGAAACACAGUGUCGGUAGACCCCUUACCAGGUGGACUGACGAUAUCAAGCGAGUCGGGGAGACCCACUGGAUGCGGAAAGCUCAGGGUUGUUGUGUUUGGAGAUCCUUAGAAGAGGCCUAUGUACAGCAGUGGACGUCCAUCGGCUGAUUAUGAUGAUAUGAGGAAUUAUGGCAAAUACUUGUCAAAUAUGAGUAACCUGUCAAUGAAUGUCAAUUAUUUAAAAACGGGGCAGAGAAAAAUUAUUCUGUCCUCCUUUUUUCCGAAUAAAACGGAACUGCACAACACUGUGGCAUGGCCGAUUAUGUUUACGAUACGGCCCAUUUGUAUUAAAAUAUGAUUUAAAUGUAAACUUUGAUUUCACGCGCCUAUUAACAAACUUUAAAAGCUACUUCAGGACCUCACUCAACAGUGGCACCAUCUGGUGAUACAAAAAAUGGUAGUCCUCAUUGGGGCGCUUGUCUGGGGAUGUUAUCUCCCCCUUACAGAAUACCACAGAAGAAUAGCACUACUUUUUGAUAGCGUUGUGUUUCUGACGGUGAGAAUGGUUCCAGGACUCCAAGACGUCCGAGAAGCUGCUGGGUGCGGAGCCGUGGUAGAAUCCCUAAUGGGGACCCCGCAGCUUCGCAUUAAGUAGUGUAGAAGGUAUUCGCAGGACUUUCUUAGCGGAUAUUAUGCCGUAAAGCGCCCGUACGAGUUGCAGGGUCCUCGGUGGGCAGCCACUGGGGGGUCCGUAAGACUUGCGAGAGCCAGGUGUGAGGUCCGUUCGGAGGUGUGGCUCUUGAAGGCGCCGUCGUCUGUAAAAAGAUUUUUUGCCUGCGUUAUAAAAAAAGGGCUCCAAGACGUGGUGGAUUCGGUCAGGGUAGACGAAGGUGCGAGUGUUAUUUUUUGUAUCGCAGGGAUCUAUAGGCUGAAGUGGCCGCUUAUCAUCAGGCAGGAAAAAUGCUUGUUUGUCACAUAAAAAAAAUACUUUUGAUGAUUAAGAGGGGAAGGCGGGCAAUAUUUUUUCCAUACAAACGUUCUCGACUGAUUCCUCUUCCAUUUUUAUACCUUAAGAAUUAAAUUUCAUACAUAAAAUAUAAUUAUUCUUUGGGUAAAAUUUAUUUUACAUAUAUCUCAUUUUCGAGGAGGAAAUCGUCGAGAACCAAUCUUGAAUUUUGCAAUUUUUAUAAGCAAUUUUCAACAUUACCGCAAUGACAGUAAUAGUUUUUUCAAAUACCUAUUUCUCCAAUGUCUCUCAGCUCACGUCCGCUCUUUAGCAAAUCUUUAACCCUUGACAUUAUAUAGAUCCGACAUUGAUGCUCACAUUGGCUGCUGCUCUGACUAUGUAUGUGUAUAAUAUAAUAUAAUAUAUUUCCAACACUCGCACCAAUUAGCCUAGCCCCAAAGUAAGCACUGUAAGGCUUGUGUUAUGGGAUGCUAGGGUAAUAAUAAUAGAAUACAUAUACUGUACAUAUAUAAGUAUAUUUAUAUAGAAAUACGUAUUAAAGAUCUAUGACUGGAGUACAAAUGCUCGUAUUUAUCACACAAACAUCUGCCCCCACCGGGAUUCGAACCCAGGACCUCUCGAGUCGGAGACACCAUGAAACCCGGCGUACAAACCACUCGGCCACGGAGGUCGUUGUUUUAGGUUAGUUUUAUUGAUGAAGACCAUUCAAGUCUUCGUAAAUGGAAUAUAUUUUCGGCUGUGUUUAAGCUUAAGUAUUCUGGUGAAGUGUCAACCUGAAAUGAUACCGGUUGUACACAUCAAUUUACAAUUAAUUAUUCUAGUUGUUAAGUACCUACUUAUUUCGAUAUGCACUGUUAUCAAGCGUGAUGUUUUAAUUUACUUAUAAAUGUCACUACGUUUAUGAGAAAAAACAUCUGAGUGAUCAAAUAUUACUUAUUUUAUUACCUAUUUCGAAUGCAUAAAUUUAAAGUGCGUAUUACUGAAACUGCAAAAGGCGCUAUUAUGUAAGAAAAAAAAUUGUGUGUGUCAGCUCCGACGCACGACUGGAGUUUACUCCUUAAGUUCGAUAGUCUAACCAGACGCAAAAAGAGUUUAUUUAACUUAAAUUAAAAAAAGAUUGAUACUGUAUGAAAGGGUAAAUUAACAAAUUGAUGAAAAUAAUAUACAUAUAUAAAUAUAUUAUAUUUAUUCAUUUCAUAUACAUUUAUUAUAACUAAUCGACGAAAUAUUUUACAUUAAACUUUUUACAAUAGUCAAUUUCAGAUGUGCAUAAAUAUAUCAUUAGGAAUGUUGAUAAAUUAUGUUAUUAUUAUUAUCAGACUAUCAUCAUUUUUUUAAAUAUUAAUUAAAUCAACAUUGUCUGCAUUAUUAAUUACAGUGACAAGUGGUUUAUAGUAACUAAAAUAAGACACAUGGACGUUCGUAGAUACGUGGUUCACGAAUCUUGAAAAUACCGCAUCAAUGGUUGUACCAUACCUCGUUGUCCCCAUUGCUCUAUCAGAAAGAAUAUCUAAAUUCAGUUCAGAUUUUAAAAAUUUUAUUAAUGUCAAUCCGUCAUCUUUGUUUGUCAAAGUUGCGCGACAUAGGAUGCGCACCAAAAACGUAACGAGGUCAUUCAUCGAUAGAUUUUACUCCUCACAUUUUUCUCAUAACGGGCCUCUUACAUAUGCAAAUCGAUUCUUAAGGAGUAAACUCCAAAAAACUCACUUUUCACAUCGGAAUCUAAGGUGAGAUUUUAAUAAUAACACCAAUUUUAAAUAAAUUCCUGAACCGGCGAAUUUCGCGGUGAAAAGUGAGUUUGUUCAUACGGAAUAGUGCUGCAGGAAUGAAUUCGCCACUAUUUCAGCACGGACCUUUAGCUUUUCUUAUAUUAACAUAUCCGAGCCAAAAGUUUACUGCAUUCAGUUAUUAUUUAAGUUUGCCUAUGUAGCGUCCAGAUAUAAAUAUACUAGAUAAGAAUACUAGAUAACAUAUUUGAUAACACGCACAUCACUCAUUAAAUAAAACUAGUUUUAACGGGUUAAUGCACGAACUUUAUUUAUUUAUUAACGUUUCGCAGCCUUUUCAGGUCUGCAUCGUCAGAAUAAUGAUUUUUUAUUUACUUUGUCGAGAUACCUUCGAAAGACUUUUAUUGAGCGUUCGGAUAUUUCAUUGGAUUUUUUUUUAAAUUUUAUUGUCUAUGUAUGAAUUUAUUAGUUAAUAAAGUAUAAUAGUAUACUAUAAAAGUAAAAGUAUACUAUAUUUAAAAUUCUUUUUUGUAAUUUUGAGUUUAUUUAUUUGACCCUAGCUAAAACGCGAAACGUCAAUAAAUGAAUGAAGUUCGUGCAUUAACUCGUUAAAACUAGUUUUAUUUAAGAAAACUAGAUUUAAAAACUACUUCACCCUACCUUGCCUUCCUGCAAAAUGCUUCUUUACGCCUCUUAUAUACUCGUAGGUUGUAGGAAGGAACUGACAUAGUUUAAUACUGAUUUGAUGUUAAUCAAUGUGCGUUAUAUUAUGGAAUUUCAUACUGCAACUGCUCUGGUUGAAGCAGUGAUAAGUCAUUCACGUACUAUUAAGUUAAUAAAGUUCCUUGCUAAGUAAGUAAAUAAUAUUAUGAGUAUAGGAAAUUAAGUUUUAAGUUUAUUUAAUAAUAAAUAAUCUAUUGGUUGUAUAUAAUAUAAUAAGGAGGAUGGCUCGCUUUUUUGAAAUGAAACUUCUUUACGCAUGCUUGACUUAAGCUAGCGAAUGCGUUACGCGUUACGAAAAGUGCGAUCGAGCGAGGAAAACGGGAGUUGAGUGGGGGAAAUAAGCAAGAGAAAGCAGUUCGCGCGGACAUUUUCUUUCUGUCUAUCUCUUAUAUUUAGUAAAUGAAAUAUUUAUAUGUACAUACGUAUAUAUAGUGUACACACACAUAUAUACAUACGGAUGGAGCUAAAGAAGUUUCACUUCACUAGAGUGGUCGCUCGUUUUUUUUUCUUUGUCUAUCAAGUAGACUGUCAAAGAGGUUUGGACAAGUAUUUUUUCUUUUUUUAACCCUAAUUUCAUAUAUACAAUAAAUGACAAAUCAUUAAAAAAUAUAGAAUAGCAAUAAUAAUAAGGGUUAACCAGGACCCUGGUGCGACGAUGGUCGCAUCAGCGCUGAUGUUCUGAUAGGGCCUGAUAGGAGUGAUGGCAGAAAUACACUGCUGCUGUCAAACAUUAAAAAGAUGAUAAUGAUUGUCGCGCGACACGUGACAUGCCAUCAAGUCUUGGUACAAUUUUUACUUAGAAAUGACGACACUUUUGAUCGACUAAAUAGAAAAUAAUUGUCCAAUUUUCGUUUGAUAAUCUAACUGUUGGAUUAAAUAGAAAUUCACUUAUUUUAUCCCGUCAUUAUACCUAUGCUCAUGUUGUUCCUUUGUUAGAAAACAGACUUCUUAGUUUUUUUUAUGCUGCGGUAGACAAUGUUUAGCUACCUCAAGUUAUAUUAUUAUUAUAAGCUUAUUGUUACUGGAUUUAAAUUUACGCCACUUACGCCCCAUGUGCUCUCAACCAAUUUGAUUCCUGACAUUAAGUUAGAUUUUCUCUUACAUGAUUGUUAUCCCUACAAAGUUGUUAUUUUCUAAUCAAUACUAUAUGAUACGAUAGAUUUUCAUCCUCCCUGUGACAUAUUGUUGACUAUUAAUAUUAUGAGUUUUGGCCAUAGACUAAGGAUACCCGUAUUAGUUUUCUGAAGUGUUUUUAAUUUUGAGAAUACGAAAAAGUUUCUAAAUUCAAACUAACUCGAUUUUCUUCUAAAAGACUUCUAAGUUCUUCAAAUAUCUAAUUGUAAAUACGCAUUCUCUUAAAAAGAAAACUUGUUUGUAUUGACAUUUGAGGAGCAUCUGUUCGAAAGGGGCUAUUUUCAUGCUAAGUGAAUGUUGAUAAAAUUAAAAAAAAAAACGUAUGCCGAUUUCAUGAUGUAUGGGAAGUGUAUUUUUUUUAUUGAGGUAAUUCUUGGGGAGGUCACUUAUUUUUAGGGUAAAUUUAUUUAUUAUUGUUAUUAAUAAAAAACACAAAAUCAAGUAAUUAAAAAUGGAAAUAGCACUUUUUGGUCGAAUAUUCGGAAAAUAGCAUCUUUUGAUCAGGAAUCUACCCUAUCUGUCGAUAGGCUUUCACAUUCGCAGCAAAGAAUUAAGAUUUUGUUAUAGGGUUUUAUUUAUUUAAAGUGAAAUAAUAAAUGUAUUAUAACAUUUUUAAGUAAGUAAAUUAAAUUAAUAAUCAGAUUUAACUAGUUUUAAGCAUUUGAGAUCUUCGUAGACCUAAGUGUAACUAUAAUAUUAUAAUGGCUGUAAUAAAAAUAACUUACUAAUUAUAAUGAAUCAGAUAUAACAUAAAAAUAAAUUAGUAAUUACUACGAGACAAUGUUUUACUUAUUAUUCUUACAGCGCCAUCUAGCGGAGUUUUCACGCAACCUGGACAUACUGCAUGCUUUGUUUUGCUCUGCUUUUGCUGAUUUGAGUUUUCCUGUGUAACUUGCAUGUAUUUGGUUCAUCAUUCGUUUGUCUU